Serpula lacrymans var. lacrymans S7.9 is the source of this 432-nucleotide messenger RNA. RefSeq lists its product as uncharacterized. NCBI's taxonomy places the organism in Eukaryota, Fungi, Basidiomycota, Agaricomycetes, Boletales, Serpulaceae. The transcript has 5 exons. The record is from RefSeq and is a predicted model, not a curated record. The coding region runs from base 1 to 432 and encodes 143 amino acids.
AUGGGAAUCCCAAGCACCUCUGAGUCACCAACAGAUCACUUGAAGAACCGGGUCAUUGUAUUCAUGAAUGGAAAAGCUCCAGUAAUAUGCUUGGAGAGAUACAUCUAUAAGAUGCGUUCAAAUGGAGCUGUUAGGCAACAGUGCAAGCGUUGUUUGACAUACUUUGACUGCAAUGUCAUAUUCAUAUAUGUCAAGGCUAUGAAUGGAUCAGCUGAGGAUGCAAACCAACUUCCCAUUGCAAACUUCAUGGCCAUUCCCGAACAACAUGUUGUAGAUGCUGAAACCAGGCGAGUGCUGGUGAAGGCAUCUUCUGCUGCACAAUGUGGAGAACAAGUCUUUCCUAAACAGCACAUUAGUUCUGCAGCUGCUCAAAAACUUACCAAUCUCCCCCUCAAAGCAACCAUCCCAGGCAACCAUCUGACCAGGCUCUAA